UACAUCUAGAGUAGAAAGCUUGCUAAAAUCCUCACCAAAAUUCAGAAUCAUGGAGUAAUUCCAAAGCCUCCCGGAUUCCCACUCCUCAACCCUCCAUCUGAGCCACCCAACCAAAGCUGAAACGCACGAGAUCUGGUCUCCCACGGUCAACGAAUGGAAAGACGCACUCACCGUCCCACAGUAUCUCGAAGAAUACCGUGGCCCUCGCGCGGAACCAGGGCAUGACCGAAUGGAUUCUCGUCGAUAGUACCAUGGCUCUCCAGACAGAAGGCAAGUGGAACGGGAACCGGGUGAUUCUCGCCUCGUGCGAGUCAUUCCGCAAGCAAGCCCUAGUGCGCGACGUCAACGGAACGUGCUCGGAUGGAAUCGCGCACGGCAUUGCGAGUGUCUACUGCGACCCUAAACUUCGGGGAAGAGGCUACGCUUCCAGACUGUUGCGGGAACUGAGUCGACCGCUACCUACUACCUGGCAGACGCAAGGCCGCGGGAAGAGAUGCAUUGCAAGUGUGCUUUUCUCUGACAUCGGGCCGAAAUUCUAUCAGAGUCUAGGGUGGGAGCCAUUUCCGAGCUAUCAGCUGGAGUUCCAGGCUGGGGAGGGGCAAGGUGCCGCCGCUACGCCGCUUUAUGCUGAAGACCUUGCGGCACUUUGUGAAGAGGAUGAAGCGGGGGUGAGAAGAGCUAUGGCGGUUGCGAGGUCUGCAGGUGAUGCGAAGCCUAGGGCAGUCCUCCUCAGAAUACGCUCUACAUUCUCCGAUUGGUGGUGGAGAACAGGUUGCCGGAUGCUGAAGCCUUACCGGAGACCGAGAAGAGUUUGGGAGCUGUUCUGCAGGCAGCUCGAGCGGAGGCAGCAGAAUGGGGGUUGCACAAGGUGAAGCUGUGGAGUCCGUCGAGCACGCUGGAAGACAUGAUCAAGCACACGGGUGUUCCAUAUCGGGCUGAAACGAGAGUGCAUCCAUCACAGUAUACCAUGCCUACAGUGGUAUGGAGAAGGGGGCGGGAGACCAAGUGAGCUGGAGUGGGCACUGAAUGAGAAAUAUGGCUGGUGUUGACUUGAUACUCUAGCUCUAUAUACAAGAAAUGACUGUAUCUGGUUUCUGGCCUCAUCCUCAACCCUCGCAGUCCACUCAUACAAAGCAGCUAGAUUCAUCCCCUCCGGCCAAACCGGGUUCUUCGUAAUCCAGGGAGUCUGUUCCUGCAGCUUAGGUAUCAACUUCAUAUAUUUUCAUGGAACAGUAUACCUCCACUUAUCAAUCUCAUUCGUCAAUUCUGACAGAAGGC
Messenger RNA from Aspergillus ochraceoroseus IBT 24754, 1278 nucleotides. RefSeq names its product GNAT family N-acetyltransferase. NCBI's taxonomy places the organism in Eukaryota, Fungi, Ascomycota, Eurotiomycetes, Eurotiales, Aspergillaceae. The transcript has a single exon. The record is from RefSeq and is a predicted model, not a curated record. Bases 252 to 872 code for a protein of 206 amino acids.